GCUCAAACCACCUUCCCUUCUGUUCAUUUCCUCUGCUUCUGUUGUGGUUGGCAGGAGGAACGCUGCUGCUGCUGCUGCUGCUGCUGCUGCUGCUGCUGAUCACACACACUCAGGUUAGAGGUUUACACGACUUGCGGCUGUUGACAAGUUUUUCACAGAAUCCAAACAGAAUGAUCCAGAGCAGAUCGACACCAGCUGGUCCCUGAUCAGUCAGGAUGGACUUUAUCAGAAAACACAGACUGACGUUCUCCUCCUCUUCCUCCUCGUGUUGACCUCAGUGAACAGACGACAUCAUGUCUGCUAACUCCAGUGAAGCUAACUGCUCAGGUCAGAUCCCGGAGCCGCUCGUCUUCAUCCUCACUGGACUCCUCUCCGCCACCGUCCUCAUCUUCACUCUGCUGGGCGUCAUGUGUCUCAGAAAGUAUCGAUCUUUGGUCCGGACCGUCCGGGAGCUGCAGGGGAGGAAGUUGUUGCUGGAUUCUGACCCUCAGCUGGAAGCUCCCAUCACACCUUUGAGGGCGCUCCCAGCAGCUGCGGCGGCGGCGGUGGCGGCGGAGGAGCUUCCUCUCCAGACUCCCCUGCAGAAGGGCAGCACAGUCAGGUCCUCGUCCAGGAAGCUGUGGAAAGGCCUGCAGCAGGAUCCUGGCUUCAUGAAGUCAGACCUGAACCUGCUGCAGCUGAUCAAAGCGGGAAAGGAGGGCGUCUUCUACCAGGCGAGGAUGAGCAGGGGGACGUGUAAGGGCCACAACAUGUUCACAUGCAAGAUCAGCAAAGAAGGCGUCCGUCCCAAACACGUGGACGUAGAAGUUUCCAUCAUGAGGAAACUGAUGCACCACAAGAACAUCCUCCAGUUACUGGACUGGAACACCACUGAGGAGCCUUACAUCCUGAUCCUGGAGUACGUGAGCUACGGCACCCUGAGGACCUUCCUGCAGACCAACAGAGCAAACCUGAGUGCAGACCCUGAGCUGCAGAGCCUCCUCACCAUCGCCUCCUACCACAUCGCUCUGGCCAUGCAGCACCUGCGCUCCAAGAUGAUCGUGCACUGUGACCUGGCUCUCAGGAACAUCAUGGUGAACAGGUUUCCCUGGGAGGUGAAGGUGGCCGAGUUCGGUCUGGCCCGAGACUUGACCCGUUUAACGAGCCGCCGCAGCAGCCGCUGGAGGAGCCCCCGGCAGCGGGUUCCUCUGCGCUGGUAUCCACCUGAGUACUUCAAGAACAACUACUACAGCUUCAAGGGAGACGUGUGGGCGUUCGGCAUCGUGCUGUGGGAGAUGCAGAUGUUUGGAACUUUGCCGUACCCAGACCUGGAGACCUCCGAGGCUGUGGUGUACCACAUCUGUAUCGGCCAUAAAAACACGAACCCUGAAGGCUGCAGACCGGAGAUACUUCACAUCAUGCGAGACUGUUGGCAGGAGCCCUACACCCUGAGGCCCUCCUUCACAGACAUCAUCCAGAUGUUGGAGGACGUCAUGGAGAAUGACGCGGAUUAUGUGGACGUUGUGAAUCCACAUCUUAUGGUGAAGGAAGACACCGAGUAUCAUGAAGCCAAAUGUCUCCGAGCUGCCAGCAUCACCGUGGACGAUACAAAUCCCAUUUAAACAAAUCCACUGCAGCAACAGAUCAAACUGUUCCCUGUACAUUUACAUACACGCAACGUUUUGUGCUGUCUGAGAGAUGGCAGCUGUGAGAGGAUCAGAAGAAAAAAAUACAAAUGGAAAACAGCAUAAUGUUUUAUGGAUGAUAAAAAUAAUAUACUUUCAUGUGAUUUUUUAACUUUGGUUUUUCUUUGUUUUUUAUCCUA
This is a messenger RNA of Seriola dumerili (greater amberjack), 1804 nucleotides long. Its product is annotated as tyrosine kinase receptor Cad96Ca-like. The coding region runs from base 294 to 1601 and encodes 435 amino acids. The record is from RefSeq and is a predicted model, not a curated record. Gene Ontology annotation, molecular function: ATP binding; transmembrane receptor protein tyrosine kinase activity. Gene Ontology annotation, cellular component: signaling receptor complex. Gene Ontology annotation, biological process: cell surface receptor protein tyrosine kinase signaling pathway; protein phosphorylation; multicellular organism development. NCBI's taxonomy places the organism in Eukaryota, Metazoa, Chordata, Actinopteri, Carangiformes, Carangidae. The transcript has 13 exons.